AUGAAGUCAGCCUCCAUCCUUGCUUUAGCCUCAACGGCCUCGGGCGCAGUCAUUUCGCUCAAUGCUCGGGAUGAUGCUACCCACAUCCAAACCCGCCAAGCUCAAAACGUACAGGAGGGUCUCAAUGCAUGCACCGAUAAAGCCAUUCCCUGCACGAUUGUUUCAGCAUCCACGGAAAAGGUGAACUAUGGAUCGAAGAAUCCUCGCGACAUCGCAGAUCAACUCUGGGAGAAGUGUCUUGAAGGAGGCUGCAACGUCGAGGGAUGGGACGAAGACACGGAAGUUGUCUCUGGUCUUGGGCCUACCGGGGAUACACUCAACGUCCUAGCUCACGGUAACUGGCCCCCAGAGUUCCGUCACGGCCUUGUGUGGGGCAUGACCGAGCUGGUCGGUGGACUCUCAGAGCCCUACCGUAUGACAGCAGAUCGGCCACCUGUCAGGGGAGAGGGUGGCAAGGUGGGUAUUGAUGCCUUCAAGGCCCCCAAGAACUUCCAUAUCAGCCGAUACGCCUGGGAUGACGACCAUUGGGAGAGUCAGGCAUUCAUCAGUCUAUCGGCCUCCAUGGAGGAUGCUGGGUCCUCAACUUGCGAGGCACUCGUUGGUGCUUUGGAGACCGUCAUUGGGGCUUUCAAUGACAACAUCGGGUCUCUUAUUGGUGCCGCCGAGCCUGCUUGCGGUGCUACUGGCUAA
Molecule: messenger RNA, 690 nt
Organism: Verticillium nonalfalfae
Lineage: Eukaryota; Fungi; Ascomycota; Sordariomycetes; Glomerellales; Plectosphaerellaceae
Exons: 3
Coding region: 1-690 (229 amino acids)
Source: RefSeq, a predicted model, not a curated record